Molecule: messenger RNA, 6096 nt
Organism: Motacilla alba alba
Lineage: Eukaryota; Metazoa; Chordata; Aves; Passeriformes; Motacillidae
Gene: PRSS35
Product: serine protease 35
Exons: 2
Coding region: 142-1383 (413 amino acids)
Biological process (GO): proteolysis
Molecular function (GO): serine-type endopeptidase activity
Source: RefSeq, a predicted model, not a curated record
CCCCCGCCCCGUCCUCAGUAGCCGCGGGCGCUGGGCGGCGGACGAGCGGCGCGGAGCCGGGAGCCGGGAGCCUGAGCCCCGGGGCUGCGGCCGCCCUCCCCUCCGUCCGUCCUGCGGGCUGCCAGAAAAAAAUAAAAUAAAAUGGAGCACAUGUUACUGCUAUUCAUAAUUUUCAUACCUAUGUUGGGCCUCAGUAAUGGAACAGAAACUGAACAAGAUUUUACUUGGCACUUAAAGAAGAUUCCCCAGAUUGUGAGAGAAAGAACUUUCUCCCUUGACAGCCCUAAAUUUGAAGCAAAAACCAAAUUAGAGCUGAACAGUGUAUGUGGAAUUGAAUGUCAAAGAAAACUGCCAGUGCCAAGCUUGUCUGACUUGAAGAGCCUCUUAUCCUAUGAGACUGUUUUUGAAAACGGCACACGGACCCUGACUGAAGUGAAUGUCCUCGGUGCAGUGCCUGACCCAGCUGCAAACACAACCACAGGAAGGCCUUUGAGGAAGAAGAGGCAGAUAUAUGGGACAGACAGUAGGUUCAGCAUCUACGACAAGAGGUUUAUGACCAACUUUCCGUUCAACACAGCUGUGAAGAUCUCCACGGGCUGCAGUGGCAUUCUCGUUUCCCCCAAGCACGUGCUAACAGCAGCCCACUGCCUGCACAAUGGCAAGGAUUAUGUUAAGGGCAGCAAAAGACUGAGGGUGGGCCUGAUGAAGACGAAAUCCAGAGGCAAUGGCAGGAAACGCAAAGGUGCUAAAAGAAGUAGGAGAGAAAUUUCUGUGGCCAAAGAGGAUCCCAAAGCCACCACAGAAUUAAGGAGACAAUCCAAAGGCAACGAGAGAAAGCAGAGGGGAUCUGGGAGGAAGCAAGGGACCUCAGAUGGCAUGCCCUCCUUCCAGUGGACCCGGGUGAAGAGCACGCACAUCCCAAAAGGCUGGUUUAAGGGUGUCUCUGGGGAUAUUGCCCUGGAUUAUGAUUAUGCUGUUCUUGAGCUCAAGCGUCCCCACAAAAGGAAGUACAUGGAGCUGGGAAUCAGCCCAACAAUCAAAAUGAUGCCUGGCAGCAUGAUCCACUUCUCAGGUUUUGACAAUGAUCGGUCUGGGCAGCUGGUGUAUAGAUUUUGUAGCAUUUCGGAUGAGUCCAAUGAUCUGUUCUAUCAGUACUGUGAUGCUGAGCCUGGCUCCACAGGAUCUGGCAUCUAUCUCCGUCUGAAGGAGCCAAACAAAAAGAAGUGGAAACGCAAGAUCAUCGCUGUUUACUCAGGCCAUCAGUGGGUGGACAUCAAUGGUGAACAGCAGGAUUACAAUGUAGCAGUACGAAUUACUCCUCUCAAAUAUGCCCAGAUUUGCUUCUGGAUACAUGGGAAUGACGAGAAUUGCACACAAGGCUGAAGAGAGCUGAGCCUCAGUUUUGCUUAGCACCCUCACUGCCAUAGAGUGAAAGGCGGCCGCAACAGUGACUGGAAGAACAUCACUCCACGCCAGAACGUUCUUGAACUCAAAGCUCGCAAGUAGUGCUAUGGUGACUUACGGAAUGCUGAAUUUCUAGGGGAGGGGUAGAAUUGUCAGACAAAAUAUUUCUAAUUGUAAUCAACCUAGAUACGCACUUAAAACCCCAAACUAUAUUUAUGUUGGCAAUUGUGAUAAAUUCAAGUCACUCGUGAGGAAAAAAAUGGCUGCACCUGUUUGUCAUUUUUUUCCCCAGAGGUAGGGUUGAAACAUCUCAAACUGGUGUUAUUAAACAAUAUCUAUUUUUUUCCAAUGGAUUUACUUUUCUCAGGGUUCUGUUCCAAUUCUUCAAAUGCAAGUUGUGUGUAUAGCAUGUUCCUGUAUGUGCAGAAUGAACUGCAUGAGAACAAGACAUUAUUCCAGCAUUCUCUAAAGACCACAGGUCCAUGUUGAGAAGCAGCACUAUAGUUGAUGAUUGUUAGUUUGGAAAACUUCCUCUGCUGGUUGCUGCAGGAACACUCCCAUGGAAAUUCCAAAUUAAUGUAGCUAAGGAUUCCACUAAAAGAAAAAUUCACUCCAUUGCUCAGUAAAAACAGCAAAAGAGAAAUUAACAAAAAAAAGUUUCUGUGUUUGGAAGAAGAACAUGCAUGUAGACAUAUUUAAUGCCUUUACACAUUCUUAGAGAAGCUAUAGAUAUCUUAAACACAUGCAUUUGGCUUCCAACUAGUAUUUGGAGAGCUGUAGGUUUAGUUUCUAGUCAAAUGUGUAGCUUUACCAUUGGGAGAAGUCACUGACUCCUGAAGUGGCUACUUGACAAUCACUUGGAGCUUCAAAGAUGAUGUAUUUUCUGGGUGCUAAACAUUUCUUCAGAUUUUAUAAAUUACUUUUAUACAAGUUCAGCUUCAUAGAUAGGAUAGUAUGUAUUAGACUGGGAGUUGGAAAUCAAUAUUUUAGUUUGACUUUAUACAGUUUUGCAAAGUGUGUGGUUUCAAUCAUGUUAUAUUCAGACUCUGCCUCAACAUGAUUCACAGGGUUAACUAAAAAUUUCUCCCAACUAAAUUAUAGCACCUUCUGAAUGGUAGAACUAUCCUGUGCAUUAUAAAAGGUAUCUUGUUAGAUAGCAGCAGUAGUUAGCAAAUUAUUUGGUUCAAUAUGUUUGCAGAACCAUGUAUUUAAUGAAGACACAAACUGAACUUGACUUUUAUACACCUUUAAACACAAACCACUUUCUUAAAAACUGUUGUUGAUUGCUAUAUAAGUCUAUAUCUUUAAUUUUAUGUCAAGAUUUUGAAAUACACAGAAUUCUUAUGGUGCUACCUUAAUCUAAUAACAUAAAAAGAUACUGUGCCUUUCUGAUCAUUUCCUUUGGUUUUCAAUACUUCCACAGUAUUCACUACCGUAAUAUUUAUUUUUUUACCAUAAAUUUGUGCUGACCAAAAUAUAUUUUAUUCCUGUGCAGGAGGAAAAAAUUACAAGAUUUUUAAAUAAUUUUUGGUUUUUUAAUCUUUAAAACAUGCUUGUAAUAUCUUUUGAUGAAAUAACAUGAUUUUAAAUAACCCUUUUUUUUUUUUCUUUUGGUGUGUGGUUGAAAGUAUGUAACCUGACACACUGAAUGUGCAGGCAACUUUGUCCUAUUAUUGCCAAAGCAUAAAAAUUUUAAGACUUUCUUCCAUAUCAUAACCCUAACAAUAUUUCAUUCAUUGGAAGAGAUCUCACUUUAAAGGAAACUAUUUCUUUUAAUGUCAACCUUUCCAGGGAAAACUCAGCUUUUCUUCCUUUCUCCCAAAAACUCACUUCCUCUCAAACCACGACAAUUAUGUUUUAAUUUUAUUUUGUGUGAUUGUUUGCAGAAAACUAAUAAUAAUAAUUUUAAAGUUUAGAAAUAAAUCUCUGAGAUUUUAGGGUUAAUUAUUUUUUAUUGUUGUUAACAUCUCUAUUAACACAUGUGGCUUUGCUGACAGUAGUUUUAAAUCACCUCGGUCCAGUAUUUAAUACUCUUGCUCUAUGCAACAGAUUUAUAGUAUUUUUUAGUCAGGUCAGUAAUGUUUUUCUUAAGUGCCUUUUUCCAUAGUUACUGUGACAAAUAGGGUACCACAUCAUUAAUCUAAUACAAGACAACCCAGGUCCAUGGAUUUUUUUACAAUUAUUGUCAUUGUUGAUUUGGGUCCAAAACUGAUCAAGAUAAGGGGGCUUAGUAAAUUCCUUGUUUCGUUGAGUCUUAUUUAGGUGUGCUUCUCAGAAGAAGAAAUAAAAUCUAUUUCUUUGUCACUUUGGGCACUGGGAGCAAGGUAAGAAUGAAAAAAUGAAAAAUGUUUGAUAUCAACUUCCAAAUGGUCUUGUUAUAAUAAUCAUCCGUUCUAAAUAUCUCAGCCACAACCUGAAGUUUCUAUACCAGGUUGACAAAAACUCUUUCUUUUCAGAGAAUAAGUACUAGAUGCUCAUUUUGUAGUACUAAGAGAUUAAAGAGGUUUGCCAGAGCAACAUAAAAAUUAAUUUCAAACAAACAAACAAACCUCUGUGUCUCAGUGCCCAUGCACAAACACAUGCAAAUACGCAUGCUUGGAGACCAUGGUUGUUUUGACUGAGUUUUGGUGUUGUCAGCACCUUAAGACCAGGGAAUGCAGGUAGAAGAAAGACACAGACAAAAUGCUUUUCCUAUUGUCUCAUCAUGGUGGGCAAAAUUUUGGUCUUCCACUUGGUCUUAUAGAGAAAUCCAUGCUUUAUGUACGCAUUGUGUCUACCUAUUACAGGGACUUCAGUUCAUAAAUCAAGUACUUAACACACAAUCCCAGGAAUUCAAUGUCCUGCAUAAAGCUCUUGGUACCCACCACUGCAAAUGGAAUAAAAAUUGUUGAGCCAUCUCAGAUUUUAUUAAAAACCUGCAGUUACUAUCUAGUUACCAACGAGAAAAUAGGAGGAGGAAAAUAUGAUCCCAGUAGAUUAGAUCUUGCUGCUGUCUAGGACACCAGCAGCAAGGCUGGGUUUCCAGCCCUCGUGAUGUUUUCCUAAAGGAUUUUUCCUCUCUCAGGUACCAUGGUAUACAACAUUUGUUUUCAUCAGUACUAAUUCUUUUCCAUAAGAGUUUGUAUAGUAGAUCUUUGUAUUUAACUGUAUUCCUGGCUUUAGGAAAAAACAACUUCAGUCAAAUCUCUUUUCUCCUGGAAUUUAUAAAGUCAACAAGUAAGUUUUUUUCAGGGCCAAAGAUAAACCUCAUAUGCAAGCCAUUAACACACCCAGACCAGCUUCUGCAAGGUAUUUGUGCAUGUCUUUAACCUGAGGCUCUGAGAACACACGGUGGAAGUCAAGGGGGUUAUCUGCAGUGUGAAAAAUUAAGUUCAAGUUUGUUUUAACAAAAGAAAAGCACAACAUUAUGUAAGGAAAUUAUUUCUGUUAUAUGAGGUAUAGAGUACCCAAUGUUUUAAUAAUUGCUUAAAGAAACUCCUUGACUCCUUAAGAUUUACCAUCUUAAUUUUGCAGAUUUAUGUGUCUAUAUGGAGUAUGAAUCAGCAUGAAUAUGGCUUAAAUGAAAAAAAGAACUCAUCCACAUGUGGAGGAGAGAAGCAGCUGAGGAGUUCUUUCUAUUCUCCUGAUAAGGGAUGACCUGGCAGCAAACAGCAAAUAAAAGAGAAAGAAAGAACAAGUAGAUGGUAUGGAAAGCCAGGAAGAUGGAGAUGGUAUGCAAGGAUAAAGAAAGUGUGCAAAGUAUCAGAUGAAAUACUGCAAGGUAGCAGAGGCACUUAUUGUGAGAAAGAGUAAGCAGAUGGUAGACACAAUAGUAUGAAUUAAGAUGUGAAAUUCACAAGUUUCAUGACAAUUUUUCACUGUUAAAGAUAAGACUUUGCUUCCCAGCCAACAACAACAAGAAGAGGGCUGUGAGAGGACUCAGGCUGUGGCAGCGACUGCUAGCAGGCAGGGGUUUUUAACCCUGAUCUACAAUCCAUGCCUGAAUUUGCAGGGACUAGGCUUCUGUUCAUUCAGGGUCCUUGGAAAGCGGCAGAUCUGUGUUCUGACCAAAAGGCUUGGCAGUAUGAACCUCCCAGUACACUGGAUCACCAAGAAUGUAGUGAGUAAACGGAGUUUCUCAAACCUGACCUUUUUUACGGGAUUCCUGUAAAGGCUGUUCCCCACUGGGAAAAAAUUAAACAAAAAAUCUCAGACUUAAGGCAUUUAAAUGUUGGCUCCAUUUUUGCAUGUAUCUAGAAAUUCUAAGCAAUAAAUUUUUUUCAAGUGUCUUCUGAUUGUGUUUGGCACCCAUAGGAAUUUAAUCAACUGCUUCCAAUUUUAAAGCACAGAUUAUUGCAGAUAGUUCCAUCUACAAAUUCCUGGAUUAAAGAAUGACUGGGGGGAAAAAAAAGAAUGUUAUUAAAUUGAAAGCUUAAAAUUUCACUCUAAUCUCAAAGGAUUUGGAAGUAUAUUUUGGUCCCCUUUGUACCAGUCUUUUGCUCCAAGUGUCAGAGCACUUAGAUUAAAAACAUCCAGAAGUAGCUUUGAGGAUUCUUUUAUGUUUUUUGCUUUUUCAAGACCAACAGAAAACAUUAGAAUAUUUUAACUGUGCAAAAUGACAAGCCAUCUGAGAAAAUAAAUGCAAACCUUUGCUCUGUUAAUAUUAUAUGAUGCACUUAUUCUGUCAAUAAAUAUUUUCUGUUGUUUUUCUUU